This is a messenger RNA of Brassica napus (rape), 4734 nucleotides long. RefSeq lists its product as uncharacterized. The transcript is spliced from 2 exons. The coding region runs from base 3729 to 4481 and encodes 250 amino acids. NCBI's taxonomy places the organism in Eukaryota, Viridiplantae, Streptophyta, Magnoliopsida, Brassicales, Brassicaceae. The record is from RefSeq and is a predicted model, not a curated record.
UAAUGUGUUUUCAUAAAAAGGAAAGCUUAGAAAAAUAAAUUUGAUAUUAAAGUAAAGAAAUAAUUUUCAUUUUUUAAAUUUAUCGGUUAUAUUUUUAUGCAAUUUUGUACCUAUCUUCACUUUAUUUAUUCAUUUUUUCUUUUGCAAAUUAACAUAUAAAAAAUUUCUAAAAAAAAUCAAAAAUAUAUUUAUACAUCCAUGAUGAAGAACCAAAAAGUGUGUAACUAAACCAAUAUAAUAGUUAGAUUAAAAAUAGUUAUACUUUAAUUUUACUGAUUAUAUGUAACACUAUAUAUCCAAAAAGUGAGUAACUAAACCAAUCUAAAUUUUUUAUACAAAGUCAAACGGAAAAUAAAAUAAAAUAUUUUAUUUAUAGUAAUAUUUUAUACAUAUAAAUUAUAGAACGACUCAACAUAUUACUAAACAAAUAUGAAAUUCUCAAUUAAAAUUAUAAAUAUAUUAACCAACUAUUAAAAUUAUGUAUUUUGUAUUAACUUAUGCAUAAGGUUUCAAAAGACUAUUAUUGUUAUAUUUAUUUAUGUAAUUUUGAAUCGGUCAACACUUUAGUUUACUUUUACUAUUUGAUUUUCACAACAACAUAUAUUAAAUUAUACAUAAUCUUGCUAAAAUAUAUUUACAAAUCUAAGAAAUGAAUCAAACUACAUCAAAAUAAAAAAUUAAUCAAAAUUUUAAUAUGUAUAACAAAAGUAUAGUAGUUGAAUCAGAUAAGUAAAUGUUAUCUAAUAUAUCCGAAUAAUAACCAAACAGUUAAAAUAUUAUAUAUCCAAAAUUAUACGUCUAAUUAAAAUAACAUAAUGUUAUUUAAAAUAAACUAUUUAUAUUGAUUACAAUAUAUAUAAAUAAGAGAAUAAUUAAAAAAUUAAGACAAAUUAUUACUAAAACUAUUAUAAUAUAUUUACUUUAUAAAUAUUUAUACUCGUGCAUGAACACGUAAAAUCACCUAGUUAAUUAUAUUAUAUAGUAUUUUAAAUUUUUUUACUUAGAAGCAAAUUUGGUCCAACUUUGUGCUUUUAUUUUAAUUGUAUUGAUGUCAACACAUUCUUUAUAUAUUAUCGCAAAACAAUUUUAAUAUACGUGCUAAGGGCAUCUCCAACCACACUCUAUUUUUCACUUUAAAAUAUAGUUUAGAGUAAAAAUACUUCAAUGAUACUAUAUUUCUCAAUAAUAUAGUGAAAAAUAGGUUUACUCCAAACAUAAAAUAACUUGUUUUUUUGUUCAUCACUCUAUUUUCUACUCUAAAAUAGGUUUACUCCAAACAUAAAAUAACGUGUGAAUGAUUUUUAUAGUCAUUAUAAAAUUAUAUUUAAAUUAUUAAAAUAAUUACAAUACAUGUCAUCUAUUAUCUGGUCCAGAAUCUUAAGAUAUAGAAUAUAUAUUUUUAUUAAAGUAACCAUAAUACUAAUUUACAAUCUACAAAAAAUCAUUUAAAAAACUACGAAAUUAGAAAUUACCUAUUCUGGUUUAAUAUAUAUAUAUAUAUGAUAAUUAAUAAUGUUGAAUAUUCAAUAUUUUAUAACAAUUUGUGUAUACUUUAUCAUUAUGUUUACUUUUAUAUUUAACUUGGAUUAGCUUUGAAAUAAAAAAAUUUAACCAAUUGCAUAAAGUCGGCUAAACUAAAUGUAGAUUAAGAAAUGUAGAUUUAGGAUUAUAUAUGUAUGUUUUGAUAUCAGUUAUAACCGAUCUGGCUCGGUUAUCCAGACAUGUUUAUAACAGUUCGGGUAUAUUAUUAUUUUGGUUCGGAUUAUCGGUCGAGUUUUUCUGGUUGGGAUCAAAUGGCAGUGGCCACGUUUUCUUCUGAUUUUUUUCCUUUUAAAAAUAUUCAAAUAACAAGUCCGAAAAUAUUGUUGCUUCCAGUCUAUAAGAUUGUGGGACUGAGCCUGUGCCUUUGUAAAUCCGAUAAUACGGUUUUGGUUAGUUUAAUAUUACGUACUAUUGUAUAAUCAUAACCAUCGAAUGGAAAGAUAUAAAAUAUAAUAAAGUUACUGAAUAUUUAAAGUCGGUUGAACAAAAAAUUGUGGAUAUACUUUUGGUAUGAUGGAAUAUAUUUUACAGAAUCACUAUAUUUUAAAGUUAUUUAAUUAAUAAACUAAAAAUUUGAAGUAUAUUAAUUACUGAGAUAUUUAUUAAAAAAUAAAUGACAUGAUUUAAAUAUAUCUAUAAAAGAGAAUUUUAAUUUUUCUUAUAACUAAUUCAGCAUUAGUUUUCAAAACUUUCAUAAUAUAUAACAAUAAUAUAUUAUAUAAAACCCAAAUUAUAGAUCAAACUCAUUUAUUACAUAAAUAUUUUAACGUCAUUUUUAUUAAUUCAAUAUUAAAAAGUCUCCUUAUUUAAUAUAAUGAAAAUAUUUUCUCGGGAAAUAUAAUGAAAAUAUAGAAAAUUGAUUUAAUGGAUGUUUGAUGCAUAUUUUUAUUUGUAUUGUCAUCAACAUAAACAGACUCAUAUUGACUCUGUAGACCAAACGGAUGACUCCACAUCCAUGUAAACGACGUAAGACAGUUGACUCCUGACACUGCGUGCUAGGCUAUCAUUUUUUGAAUUUUGCGUUUGUCGUACAUGAAUGAUUAUUGAGUUAAAGGAAGUUUUCUUUCAGGAUUUUGAUAUUUCUAAAUAACUUACAAAAGCGGGCUAUUCUUUUAAUUUUCGGAAAUUUGCCAAUAUGGAACUAAAUCUCUAAAGUAUUGUCCCCUUAGAACUAAAUUCUCUAACCUUGUCCGUAUAGAAUUAAUUCUUGUCCCCUUAGAACUAAUACUUUGUGAAUAUACUGUUUUGUCCUUUUCUUUAUAAUAUAAUUAAUAAAAUUUUAAAAACUAUAUGAAUUAAAAAGGAAAUACUUAAUUAAAUAAAAAUAAGGCAGUUUUUUCCCAACUCUCGGUCCCGUUCUCUCCGACUCUCUUUCCCAAUCGAGAGACGAUUUCUUUCUCGCCGGCGACACCUUCCGCCUCUGAGAUUCUUGGUUCGUCGGAGAGCUUCAACGAGGAGUCACAUAGCUUCUCCCUCCUCCUUCUUGCGUAUUUCCUCUGUUAGUGCCACCGGUUAGAUUAUCGUUCUUAUCUCCGUCGCCGCCGACGAUCGAAGCUGCUCAAGCUUGGGAGUAGCUUCUCCUCCCCGAUUAAGGACGAUUAGUUUCACAGUUGUUUUCUUUUGCUCUUCCUUCAUCUCGGUUCUGACAAUUUGAAGGUUAGGCUUUGAAAUCCCCGUUACGAUUUUGCUUUUUUUUUUGUUUGUUCUUUAUGUUUAUUUGCAUGUACUACAAAUUGUACUAGAUAGAGAGUUAGUUUAAAACACAAAUCGAAACAAGUUUAUGGUUUUCAGAGGCGGAAUGUGGUUGAGUGGGGUGUGAGAUUGGCUUGUUGUUGAGGUGAUUUUGAGUUCUAGUUUGUUUGGUAUCGGCUUUAUUAAGGUUUAGAAUUCAUAAUAGACUUGAAAAAGCUAAUGACUUUGACAUGCUUUAGACAUCGAUUUUACAUACUUGUUUUGGGAUCGAGUUUGUUAUUUGAAUUGAAUUUGUCGAUAGUGUGUAGUCUUUUGUUAUUCAUUUGGUGCGUAGCUUUGACUCUGUUUUAUUUUAGAGGUAAACACAUUUGCUAGUUGAUUAUAUUUUGUUUCGAUUUGUGUUUCUAAGUAGUUUUGAAUUGUAAAAAACUAGUUAAAUGUGAGAUGGUUAUAUUUGGUUCGCUGUUAACUUAUGGAAUUCAUGUUUUUUAGGAAUGGCUCACCAGUUUCCUAAACGCAUUCUUCAAGAAGGUGCUGAGACGCAGAUGGAUAAGAUUAACAACACAUGUAGAAGGACGCUUCUGAAGGCGGUAAAGGUGGCUCUGAAAGAUGAGUAUGAGGAAGUUUUGAAAGACCCUGUCUUCGGGCCUCUUCUGGCGAUCAUAGAGAACAACCUCAUCUACUCAGGGAAGAUUAUUCACAGCUUCAUGUGCAAGCAGCUCAGGGUUUCCAAGCUUCACGAGCUGUGGUUUAUUUUUGCGAAGAGGCCUCUUAGGUUUUCUAUGCAAGAAUUUUAUGCUGUGACUGGAUUGAAGUACAAAGAGGAACCCGACGUAGACUUCAUUAACUGGAAGAAUGAUAAGGGGUUCUGGGCUAAUGCGCUGAAGACCAAUGCGAAGAUCAACUUAUAUACUAUAAGGGAUGAGCUCCUUAAGGUGUGUAACGAGUGGUCGUAUGUGGACAGAGUGAGGUUAGUGUAUCUGUCCAUUAUACAAUCAUUCCUCAUGGCUAAGGAUUGGAAAGUGUAUAUCCCUCAAGAAUACAUCCGCUUGGUGAUGGAUUUUGAGAAAUUGAGGAUGUAUCCUUGGGGUCUUCGCGCUUAUGAUGAGCUGAUUGCAUCAAUACUCAGAGCAAGAGAAGAUGUGCAUACGAAGAACAGCUACGUGUUGGAUGGAUUCUCAUAUGCGUUUCAGAUAUGGAUUAUGGAGGCAAUUCCAGACAUUGGUUCUAUGGUGGGUAAAAAAUAAAAAAAAAACGUGAAGAAAAUGAGAUGUAGGAAUUGGAAAGGUAGUGGUAAAGUAUCCUACCAAGAUAUCACCAGCCUAGAGUCCCACUUUGAUAAGCUCGAUAAGCUUUAGAAGCCUUUGCAACCAAACCAGCCACACCUUUCCCACUAAAAUAUGUUACGACAUUAUUCAGCAAGUGGUGAAUGCAAAUUCCGUGAUGAGCUUGCGGGUACACGUUAGCAAUAGCUUUAGCAAUCGAGGAAUUCCUAUCAGA